Molecule: messenger RNA, 2838 nt
Organism: Lachancea lanzarotensis
Lineage: Eukaryota; Fungi; Ascomycota; Saccharomycetes; Saccharomycetales; Saccharomycetaceae
Gene: ADE3
Product: LALA0S06e01090g1_1
Exons: 1
Coding region: 1-2838 (945 amino acids)
Biological process (GO): tetrahydrofolate interconversion
Cellular component (GO): cytosol
Molecular function (GO): methenyltetrahydrofolate cyclohydrolase activity; formate-tetrahydrofolate ligase activity; ATP binding
Source: RefSeq, a predicted model, not a curated record
AUGGUAGCAUCGCUGAUAGAUGGAAAGGCCAUUGCCAAGACAAUUCGCGAUGAGAUCUCACACCAGAUCAAAACAUUGCAAACGCAGAAUGCGUCUCUCAGGCCAACUUUGGCCAUUUUUCAAGUUGGCAACCGUCAGGACUCUGCAACUUAUGUUAGAAUGAAACGGAAAGCUGCAAGCGAAGCCGGUAUCGACGUGCUUUUCGUGCAUUUGCACGAGGGUGUCACGGAAUCCGAGCUACUCGCUAAGAUCCAGGAAAAAAACAAUGACAGCAAUGUCCACGGUAUUCUAGUGCAACUCCCACUGCCACCCCACAUUGAUGAGGACAAAAUCACAUCUGCUGUCCUUGGCCAGAAGGACGUGGACGGAUUUGGACCUCACAACAUCGGUGAACUCAAUAAGAAAAACGGGAAACCCUUCUUCCAUCCUUGCACCCCUCAGGGUAUCAUAGAGCUAUUGGAAAGGUCUGCAGUGCCUAUCGCUGGCUCUAAAGCCGUUGUGCUCGGAAGAUCUGACAUUGUUGGGUCUCCCGUUGCUGAAUUGCUCAAAUCCAAAGACGCUACCGUUACUGUUCUUCAUUCCAGAUCCAAGGACAUUUCGUCGUACAUGGCCACUGCCGAUAUUGUGGUUGUGGCCAUCGGGAAGCCUGAAUUCGUGAAAGGUGAAUGGUUCAAAGGCAACAACACUUGUGUUGUGAUCGAUGUGGGCACCAACUACGUUGACGACUCCACUAAAAAAAGCGGUUACAGAUGUGUAGGUGACGUGGAAUUCGAAGCGACUCGUGAAGCUGUCAAACUAAUAACCCCGGUUCCAGGUGGUGUGGGCCCCAUGACUGUUGCCAUGUUAAUGAGCAAUGUAUUCACCGCUGCAAAGCGUUCGCUUAACAGCAAUGCCAAACCAGAAUUUAUUCCUCUGUCAUUGAACCUUCAGAAACCUGUGCCUUCGGAUUUCGAGAUCUCAAGAGCACAGAAACCAAAAGAAAUAACCCAAAUUGCAUCGGAGGCUGGUAUUCUGCCCAUUGAACUGGAACCGUAUGGAUCCACCAAGGCUAAAGUCAAAUUGGACAUUUUGGACCGUUUGGCUACAAGAGAAAAUGGUAAAUAUGUUCUUGUUGCAGGCAUUACGCCUACUCCUCUCGGAGAAGGUAAAUCGACUACUACCGUGGGGUUGGCUCAAGCUCUUGGAGCUCAUCUGAAUAAAACCGUAUUUGCCAAUGUCCGUCAACCUUCUAUGGGACCAACCUUCGGUAUCAAGGGUGGUGCUGCAGGAGGUGGUUACUCUCAAGUCAUCCCCAUGGAUGAAUUUAACUUGCAUGUCACUGGUGAUAUUCACGCCAUAUCUAUGGCAAACAACCUUUUGGCAGCUGCAAUUGAUACCCGAAUCUUCCAUGAACAAACACAGAAAGAUGCAGCCUUGUACAAGAGGCUGGUGCCCACAAAGCGUGGAACUAGAAAAUUCACACCUACCAUGUUGAGAAGACUAAGAAAGUUGGGCAUCGACAAGAAGGACCCAGACUCCUUGACUACUGAGGAGAUGACCCGAUUUGCUCGUUUAGAUAUCGAUCCUGAGUCCAUCACCUGGAGAAGAGUUGUGGAUUGUAAUGAUAGAUUCUUGAGAGGCAUCACCAUUGGUGAAGCCCCCAGUGAACGUGGUAUCACCAGAAAGACAGGGUUUGACAUUUCUGUUGCUUCGGAAUGUAUGGCUAUCCUGGCAUUGGCCAACUCUUUGGCUGAUAUGAGGGAAAGAUUGGGUAACGUUGUGAUUGGUACUUCGAGAGCUGGUGUUCCCAUCACUUGCGAAGACAUUGGUUGUGCGGGUGCAAUGACGGCCCUUUUGAAGGAUGCUGUCAAGCCCAACAUCAUGCAAACUUUGGAAGGUACACCGGUGUUCGUCCACGCCGGUCCUUUUGCUAACAUCUCCAUUGGUGCCAAUUCCGCUAUUGCUGACAAGAUUGCCUUGAAGCUGGCGGGUGUUGAGCCAGGCGUCAGCGACGAAAUCCGGAAAGAAACUCAAGGUUAUGUUGUCACGGAGGCUGGUUUCGACUUUACAAUGGGCGGUGAGAGAUUCUUGAACAUCAAGUGUAGAUCAUCUGGCCUUGUUCCAGACGCCGUGGUCAUUGUGGCUACUAUUAGAGCUCUGAAAGUUCACGGUGGCGGUCCUGAGGUGAAAGCGGGAGCACCAUUGCCUACUGAGUACCUGAACGAGAACAUUGAUCUUCUACGAAAGGGGUGUGCCAAUUUGGCCAAACAUAUCGCGAAUGUUAAAACUUAUAACCUUCCCGUCGUUGUUGCUAUCAAUAAGAUGUCUUCAGACACAGACCGGGAACACGAUGUUGUUAAAGAAGAAUCUAUAAAGGCUGGCGCAUUCGAUGCUAUUGUCUCCAACCAUUGGGAAGAAGGUGGCAAAGGUGCGACUGAUUUGGCAGAGGGUGUGAUAAGGGCUUGUGAUGAGCCAAAUCAGGAAUUCCAAUUUCUUUAUGAUACCGAAAACUUGUCCAUUGAAGACAAAAUCGGUUCUAUUGCUAAGAAAAUGUACGGUGCUGGCUCGGUCGAGUUCUUACCAGAAGCUCAAAGAAAGAUCGAGCUUUACACCAAGCAAGGCUUUGACAAAUUGCCAAUCUGCAUAGCAAAGACUCAGUACUCUCUAUCUCAUGACGCAAAUCUAAAGGGUGUUCCAACGGGAUUCACGUUCCCAAUCCGUGAUAUACGCGCAUCUGUUGGCGCUGGGUACUUGUACGCGCUCGCAGCUGAGAUUCAGACUAUCCCUGGCCUGCCCACUCAUUGCGGUUUCAUGAACAUCGAGGUUAAUGACGAAGGUGAAAUUGAGGGCAUGUUUUAA